AUGAACCAUUCCUGGAGCAAGCAUUUCAUGGUCAUACACUCAUCAACCCCACUUACAACAGUACCACCCACUAAUAACCUCUGGUCCUCGGUGAUGAUGACCAAGCACAUGAGGAAUAAUGUGCAAGGACUUCUGCUACUUUCAUUUCUUCUUGUGGUGUGUUUGACUUGUCUUGGAUGCACAUAUGGUGAAACCAUAAAGACUAGCAACAUGAUGGCCAAAGUAAGUCAUGUAACCAGACCCCCUUGUUAUAAAGACGAGAAAGUCCUUGGACAAUUCUGCUGUAAGAUAGAUAAGUUGUGUUGGCCAAAUCUCGGAGAAUGCUUCGUCAACUGUCCCUGCAAGAUUAAUUGCAAACGAGCAGCAGCAACAACACAGCAAUUCUAUUAA
Triticum turgidum subsp. durum (durum wheat) is the source of this 390-nucleotide messenger RNA. NCBI's taxonomy places the organism in Eukaryota, Viridiplantae, Streptophyta, Magnoliopsida, Poales, Poaceae. The record is from the annotation of a GenBank genome assembly.